AUGAAAUGGAGUAAAUAUGCACCUCUCCUAGGAACACUCUGCCCUGCACCGGUUUGUUCUGGAACGAGGUCUUCUGACGUGAUCGUCGAUGAAAUGGCUGGUGUUGAAGGAAAUACAGUCACACAAAUAUCCUUCGGAUCGCAUACGUUGUCUGUGCUGGACUUGGAUGAACGACAGAGGUGUGAAGCACGACGUGGAGCCUUCGCAUGUGUCAACGUAGCUAGAAUGCAUCUCAUCAACUGUCGUCAUCGCUUCUGCUAUGAUUGUCUUUCGGAAAAGAUCGCCCGCGACGUUUCCAACAAUGAUAAGCCCAGCUGUCCUUUGGCCCACUGCAGCAAUAGGAUUUCACGCUCCGAGGUGCGUACACUAGCUCAUCGCUCAACGCACUUGAGGAAUCUGUGCGCUACCGCUGAGAAGCUCAUCUCCGAUCCUCCAAAUGAAAUGGCAGCGACCAAAGAAGAAAUCAUUGUCGAAACUUAUUUAUAUGGAAGAGAAGCCACUAACAAAAGAAUAAUCAUUCCAAAAGUUUGUGCAGUC
Molecule: messenger RNA, 537 nt
Organism: Ostertagia ostertagi
Lineage: Eukaryota; Metazoa; Nematoda; Chromadorea; Rhabditida; Trichostrongylidae
Source: the annotation of a GenBank genome assembly